This is a messenger RNA of Solea solea (common sole), 5903 nucleotides long. It is a transcript of the gene fmn2b, whose product is annotated as formin 2b. Bases 748 to 5280 code for a protein of 1510 amino acids. Gene Ontology annotation, molecular function: microtubule binding. Gene Ontology annotation, cellular component: endoplasmic reticulum membrane; nucleus; actin filament. The record is from RefSeq and is a predicted model, not a curated record. Lineage: Eukaryota; Metazoa; Chordata; Actinopteri; Pleuronectiformes; Soleidae. Gene Ontology annotation, biological process: actin nucleation; intracellular transport. The transcript has 20 exons.
AAAAACAAAAAAAAACAGCCUCUGAUAUUUGGUCCUCACAUCUACGUUUCCAUAGCAAUUUCGUCUGCUGAAGAAGAUCACGUGACAUAAUUGAAAGCUGCUACUUAACUCCGGGGGGGUGGGACUGUGAAAAAUCAAUGAGCGCGAUUGAUAAUGAAGCUGUUGAAGUGAGGGUUUGUUGUUCGGACGUUCUCAGCAUGAGAGUUUGCUUUUAAUGGCUUGAAAACUCAGACUCAGCAAACAGGAAGUGGUGAAGGGGAUUAUGGGAAAUGUAGUGAAGGCUUGUGUACAAAGCUGCAGAACAUGUGAGUGUUCAGCAGCAUCUUUAGUCCGUCGGUAGCUGGCAGCAUCUUAAUGACUGGAUUUGUCUCCAGUUUCCUUGCUGUCAGAGCUCCAGAGAGAGUCUACGUCACACCGUUCAGCAGAUGGAGAGGAGGAAGAGGGGGAGGGUAAGGCAGGGAAAUAGAGAGGGAGAGAGGGAGGGGAGGAGGGAGCUGCAUGUCUCUCCUGCAUCAGCGCCAACAUCACAGCCACGCCAGCUUUCGUCACCGGAAAACAACGACGAAGAGCUUCGCACAACAGAGGAAGAAAAAAAUACCAUCAUCAUCAUCAGCAGCUCCUCCUCCUCCUCCUUCUCCUCCACCAGACGUGUGUCCACAGAUCAGGCCAAGACGGCAACAACAAAUAUCUCCCCCCCCCCCGUAAAGGAAAAUCUCCCACAGGCAUGACCUGAGGAGCAUCAUCGACAUGGGCAACCAGGAGGCAAAGCACAAGAAAGCUGCCGCUGCAUCGGGGAAUGGAAGCUACCCUUCACUGGAUGAAGGAUGGAGAGAGGGAGGGGAGGUGACAAAAAAGGGAGGAAAGAAACUCCAGGGUAAGCAUGGAGGUAAAGGAGCAGGCAACAGUGGAGGAGGAGGAGGAGGAGGAGGAGGGGUGCAUGGCUCAGGACCAGGCAAGAAGAAAAACAAACCAGAGUCCAAGUCGUCCGUCUUCUCCAUCCGCAAGAGGAAGAACAACCUGAGAGGAAAAGGAGACGCGUCAGUGACGGGCUCGAGGGAGGACGUCCUCACGUCCCAACAUGACGAACUGGACACAACAAAAACACCGGAUCUGUCCGCGGACGAGCUCGGACACUCAGACACCGAGGCAGCUCUCCCUGAGAAGAAGAAGAAGAAGCAGCAGCAGCAGCCGGGAGGUAAGGAUGGAGAUGGAGGUGGAGGAAGACAGGAGCCGAGACAGGAGGUGCAGAGGAAGACCUCAACAGCAGCCACCUCACCCAUGGAGGAGGGAGGACACAAAGGAGGCAGCUCUGGGUCAGACACGGACAUUUACAGCUUCCACUCGGCGGCCGACCACGAGGAUCUGCUCGCUGACAUCCAGCUGGCGAUCAGGCUGCAGCAUCAGCAGCAGGGGGCAAUGGUCUCACAGGGAGGGGGGGAGAAAGAUGUCAGCUGGGGGGGAGGAGGAGAGGAGAAGAGGAGGAAGAGCAAUGGAGUCAUCAAAGUUAAUCCUCCUGAGGUGCCCGACCUGACCCAGGAGUUAGAGGUGGCGUCUGACGCCCUGUCAUUCCUUGAGACGGGAACUCUUUCAGACUCUGCACCUCCAACACUAUGCCCUCCCUUCUCCACGGAGGUGCAGGAGAGGAGGGAGGAGGUGGAAAAGGAGGAGGAGGAGGUGGAGGAGGCGGAGCAUCUGGAGCUAAACGGGCAGGGACAGAGUGAGAGAGAAACCCCUCUUUGUGUCGCCACUGGCACAAAAGAGCACACUCCGCUACAGCAGCCCCCUCACAUAGCCGUCACCAUGGCUACAGUGGGAGGGGCAGCAGUCAGCCCGGUCGCCGUGACAACCAGUGGCAACAGCUUCCCCGAUGACACAUUGGCUGUUGCGGUGGAACACCCGGGGGAGGAACAAGAAGCAGAGCAGGAGGAGCAGGAGGAGCAGGAGGAGCAGGAGAAGCAGGAGUCAGUGGUGGACGUGGAUAUCAGUCCUCCACCUGCUAAUAGCCGCCACACCAGCACCGAGGCCUCCAACGGGCUCGGGUCCAGAAUCCUCUAUGAGGAAGGUGAGGUUCACUUGGGGUCAGGUACGAGCGUGGAGUCCCUCGAGGACUGCCUAAGUGCUGGUUCUGACCACAACCACUCGGCAGCCAGCACCAGUGCCUCCCCCUCCACCCAGCAGUGCAGGAGGAGGAGCAGCAUCUGCUUCACACCACCGACUCCCCAGGAGAGUCCCACUCUUGCCAAAAGACUCCUCAGGUCCACCCAAUCCUCCACCUCCCCUGGCCCUGUGGUGAAACCCUACCCUCCCAUCUUCCCCUCCUACAUAAAGACCACCACCAGACAGCUCAGCUCCCCCGGACACUCCCCCGCCCUGUCCCCAUCCCACAGCCCCGUGUCCCCACGCAGAGUCCACCAUCACCUCCACAGGGCGAUGGCGGAGGGUCAGCAGGUCCGUCGGCAGCGCUCUCGGAGUCUGACCAGGCGUCUCAGCCGCUCGGCCGACUGGACAGGGGAGCAGGACAGGAGAUGGAGGAGCAAAGAGGACGACGGAGAAGGCUCCCGUGGUUCCGGAGAGUAUCUGGACACCUACAGAGGUGGAGGCAGCCAGCCUUUAUGUGCCACCAGAAGAUCUUCCUGUGGACAGAUGUCCACCUGUGGCUUUCAGGAUGUCUUUACAGGGCGAACCCUGCUGGAGAAGCUGUUCCUGCAGCAGCAGCAGGAGGAGCCGGAGGAGGCAGAGAGGCUCUGCUCCAGGAUCUUGGCCAUGGGUCUCCUGCUGCCCUUCACCGACUGCUUCAGAGAGCAGCUGGGCGGCAGCACACCCCACAUCACCACCGCGCCGGCAACAAAGUUUGACCAUGACCAGUUGUAUACGUGGGCGGCCGUUAACCAGCCGUCACAAUCACUGGACCUACUGGACCUGAAGCCUCUUGGACAGCUGAAGACCAAACCCGGUUCAGACUCCAGGACUGGACUCAAACCCGCAGACCCUGCAUUCGUUGAGGACAAUCAAGAGCACCAAGCACCCGCCAUGCAACUACAGCAGCAGCAGCAGCAGGAGACCUCAGAGAGUUCAGAGGAGGAACGUGUCCAACCGCCAUCGAAGCUGAAGGAGAAACACGCAAACGUCAUCCAGCAGCUGGAGCAGACCAUCGAGGACCUCAGGACGAAGAUCGCAGAGCUGGAGCAACAGCCCCCUCUGCUGGACAUUACCAAACCCAGCACCUCCACCACAGAUAGGGAGUGUGGAGGGGAGGAGGGUCUGCUGAGGGUGGUGUGUGACGCCCAUCUGCAGACGGAGGCUCAGCUUGCUGUGGGCGUCCUGGAGGCCAAGUCUGUGCAGACCUCGCCCAUGGACGACAGCUUUAAGUUCAAAGUGCCUUGUAGUGAAGCAGGUGGUGUAGACGGGUCUCAGCCUCUGCCCACUCAACAUGGCUUCCAGUGUUCGUGUCAGCAGCCGCCGCCUCCUUCUGCGUCUCUGCCACCACCUCCAGGAGGAGCAGCAACUCCUCAUCCGGGACAGUCUGUGGUACCUCCUCCACCUCCUCUACCACCUGGUUCAGCACUUCCUCCUCCACCUCCUCCUCUUCCUGGAGGUCUUAUCCCACCACCGCCACCACCUCCUCCUCCUCUCCCUGGUGGCACGGCUCCACCUCCACCACCACCACCUCCUCCUCCUCCUCUUCCUGGAGGCCUUGUCCCACCUCCUCCUCCACCACCUCUCCCUGGUGGCUUUGGAGCUCCUCCUCCUCCUCCUCCAUUACCAGGACUUGGAGGCCCACCUCCUCCACCACCACCACCUCCUCCUCCUCCAGGUUGUGGUCCUCCUCCUCCACCUCCUCCUCCAGGGGUCACCUUUGUUCCUCCAGCUCUUCCUGGUAAUUUGGGCUCGCUGCCUCCUCCUCUGCCGUUCGGCUUGUACGCUCUGGGUUUGACUCAGGAGAAACCACCCAGGAAGGCAGUGGUGGAGCCGCCCAGACCCAUGAAGCCGCUCUACUGGACCCGGAUCCAGCUGCACACCAAAAAGGAGAUUUCUUCUUCUUCUUCGUUGGUGUGGGACACCAUCGACGAACCUGACGUGGACUUUGAGGAGUUUGUGGAGUUGUUCUCAAAAACUGCUGUAAAGGUGAAGAAGCAGCCGCUGUCCGACACCAUCACCAAGUCCAAGACAAAACAGGUCGUGAAGCUCCUGAACAACAAGCGCUCUCAGGCCGUGGGAAUCCUCAUGUCCUCGCUGCAUCUGGACAUGAAAGACAUCCAACACGCCAUCCUGAAUCUGGACAACACUGUCGUGGACCUGGAGACUCUGCAGGCUCUGUAUGAAAAUAGAGCCCAGCAGGAGGAGCUGGACAAGAUCGAGAAACACAUCAAGUCGUCUAAAGACAAAGACAACACCAAACCUCUAGAUAAACCUGAGCAGUUCCUCUUUCAGCUCUCGGUGAUCCCAAACUUCUCCAGCAGAGUUUUCUGCAUCCUCUUCCAGUCCAGCUUCUCCGAGUGCAUGUCCUCCAUCACCAGGAAACUGGACACGCUGCAGAGAGUUUGUCAGACCUUACAGGACAGUAAGACGGUGAAGACGAUCCUGGGUCUGGUUCUGGCCUUCGGUAACUUCAUGAACGGUGGGAAUCGAACCAGAGGCCAAGCUGACGGCUUCAGCCUCGAUAUCUUGCCCAAACUGAAAGACGUCAAGAGCAGCGACAGCAUGAGAAGUCUUCUGUCUUACGUCGUUGCCUACUACCUCAGACACUUUGACGAGGACGCCGGCAGGGAGACGUGUGUGUAUCCACUCCCUGAGCCUCACGACUUGUUCCAGGCUUCACAGAUGAAGUUUGAAGACUUUCAUAAAGAUCUGACACGACUCAGGAAGGACCUCAGAGCUUGUACGUCGGAGGUGGAAAAGGUUUGCAAUGUCUCAGAUGAGGAAAAUCUGCAGCCGUUCAAGGACCAAAUGGAGGAGUUCCUGUCACAAGCUAAAAGUGAACUGGAGACACUGGACACUCAACUCAGCAGCACUCACAAACUGUUCCUGGAACUCUCCGUGUUCUUCUCAGUGAAGGCAAAGGCAGGAGAGAAGGAAGUGUCUCCAAACACCUUCUUCUGCCUGUGGCACGAGUUCUCCUCAGACUUCAAGGACCAGUGGAAGAAAGAGAACAAAACCAUUCUCAAGGAGAGGUUGAAGGCAGCAGAGGAGAGCUUCCGUCAGGCCAAGGAAAAAGCUUCCUACAGCGUCAAACCUAAACACGCCUCUGGCAUCAAAGCAAAGCUGGGUAUGAAGAUCUGAUACUUGUCGUGAUUAUUUUCCACUUGUGGACACCAGCAGCGAGUCAAAGACAAGACAAUGGACAGGAGAGAUGCCAUGCAAACAUGAACAUCGUGUACCAUGUGUGGGGCCGAGGCUUCUCUGGACAUCCUGUUUAAUAUUUAUUGAUUUGCAGAUGAUCAGUUUGUUUUCUUGUUGCCUUAUGUUGCUGUUCUCUCUAGCUGCAAACACAGUCCUAGUCCUGCUGAAGACCUGUCAGGCUCCAGGAAUCAUGGACAUCUUUAACAUUCAUUAUACAUCAGCUGGAAAACACACUGAACUCACUGUCUGUGAGCUCAGAAGAACCUUCAGCAGAAUGUUCAAGUCAAACAAGAGGACCUUGAUGUUUGAGGAGCACUUUAUCUCCUGAUUGUGAUCUCACAAAGUCACCACAAGCUCAGCAUGUCAUGUGACAUGACUCAGUAUUAUAUAUUAUUAUUAAUAUUGACUGUAACUUGAAUUUAAAUUGAAUUCCCUUAACCCUCACCAUCAGUAUUCCUGGGUCACUUUAGAAACUUGAGCUUGUUGGUGUGGCUCUUAACUCAUUGUGAUUUCUGGGUUUCAGGAACAUCACGGUGGUUCCAUAUUAAACACUUUAACAAUUA